ACGAUAAAUUAGAUAAAAAGAACGAAACAUUAGAUGAAAAACCUGAUAAGUUGGAUAACAAUAACAUUAAAAAGUUACUCCUCGGAUAUCUUAGGGAGUUUCCUCAAGGCAAGUUUAACGGCUCGUUGGAUGAUGAUAAUCUGUUGGAUCGAAUGAUAAAUUCAUCCACUAAAUUGUCAGAUGCUCAAAAAAUAGAGUAUCAAAAGAUUAGGAGGUCCAUUAGUAACAUGUACAAGGAUGAAGAACGUGAUCAUUAUUUCGUUGAUCCAGAGGAUAUUAAAGACAAAAAACAGGAUGUAUACAAAAUUACGUGGCUUUUUUGGGACAAGAUAACGAUCGAGAUCCUUAGAUCGGUUCGUGAACUUGUUAAGAAUGAUGAGGAAUUGCUGAGAAAAAUUGAUGAAAAGCUUGAUAAGAAACGUAAACCGCUCAAGGUUAACGAUGAUGAAUUCAAGAAAUUGAUCAAACAGUUUAAACGAGGAGUGAUUGGUACGAUGAAUAAUUCAGUAGGACCAUUGGGAGCAAUAGACUCUGUUAUAUCAUGCUAUAAAGAGGUGGUUGAAGUGAGUGAAGAGGAGUUAAGCAAGAUAAAAAAAAUGAUACUUGAGCAAUUUUCUAAACAACCUGAUCUUCGUGGUGUUGGGGCAUUUUUCAGAUUUUCUCCAGAAGGAGAUUUCAAGUAUAAAAUGUCACCAGAUCCUUUGAACAAGCAUCAAUUUGUAGGAGAACGAGUUAUUGAGAAAGAGAAACGAACAAUUGCAAAAUUAUCAAAAUCAAGUAUUAGAGAUAUUGACUUGGAAACAUCCGUAUUUUUAUCUGUUAUUGCAAGCAUUCAAGCAAAUUCUUAUUGUGAUAUUUUAUUAUAUGAUCGCCACGUUUCUG
This is a messenger RNA of Dentiscutata erythropus, 882 nucleotides long. The record is from the annotation of a GenBank genome assembly. Lineage: Eukaryota; Fungi; Glomeromycota; Glomeromycetes; Diversisporales; Gigasporaceae.